Rotaria socialis is the source of this 717-nucleotide messenger RNA. The record is from the annotation of a GenBank genome assembly. Lineage: Eukaryota; Metazoa; Rotifera; Eurotatoria; Philodinida; Philodinidae.
AUGUCAAGCAAGCUCGCUCUCAACGUUGAAUAUGAAAGUGAUUAUCGGCGCAUUGUUGUCGAGCAGCCUUACGCUACUGUAGCUAUCUUCAAAAAAGCUGUUCGUGAUGAAUUUUCGAUUAAUCAUCCAUUUGUUCUAACUUAUAAUGGUGCUACAUUGAUCGAAAAGCAUACCCUCUUAGAUCUUGGCCUAGAUUCUAGAUGCGAUAUUCGUGUUCGAAGAAAAUCUGUGGAACUAUCUGAAGCAACUUCGACCAGAGAUAACAAUGCGCAUCUAUCAACAAACGAUAUAUUUCUUAGCUACGAAUGGACUCAUCAGAAAGAAGUUAAAUUACUCAAAUCUCAUCUUGAAAGGCAUCAAUAUACAUGUUGGCUUGAUAUCGAGCAAAUGAGAGGGGGUGCUUCUCUCUACUCUUCGAUCGAUCAAGGUAUUCGAGAAGCAAAAAUUUUUGUAUGCUGCAUCAAUCGCAAAUAUGCAGAGUCAGACAAUUGUCGACGAGAGCUCAACCUUGCCACAAAUUUGAACAAGCCUAUUGUGCCGCUUUUAAUGGAAAAAUUACCAUCAUGGCCACCCCAGCGAAUUGGUCCUCUGUUAUCAGAAUAUUUGUAUAUAAAAUUUUAUGGAUCUUCAUCUGGCACAGAUUCUGUUCCGUGGUCUGAAGAUAAAUUUAAUGAAUUGUUGAAUGUACUAACUCAUAUUUUACCACAGGCUAUAUAA